This is a messenger RNA of Capronia coronata CBS 617.96, 2229 nucleotides long. RefSeq lists its product as uncharacterized. The transcript has 3 exons. Gene Ontology annotation, molecular function: RNA binding. Gene Ontology annotation, cellular component: nucleolus. The coding region runs from base 1 to 2229 and encodes 742 amino acids. The record is from RefSeq and is a predicted model, not a curated record. Gene Ontology annotation, biological process: maturation of LSU-rRNA from tricistronic rRNA transcript (SSU-rRNA, 5.8S rRNA, LSU-rRNA). Lineage: Eukaryota; Fungi; Ascomycota; Eurotiomycetes; Chaetothyriales; Herpotrichiellaceae.
AUGGGUGAAAAGAAACGGAAGGGAUCGUUGGGAGCGACUGAUCUGCCUCUCAAGAAGAGCAAGAAAUCAAAGAGCACAGAUGCUACCAAAGACCCCGUUGAACCUAAGCCAGUGUCUACCACAGAGCCAACUGCCGCAUUUGAAGUCGAAUCUCGGCCUUCAAACGAUGCCAGCACCAAGAAGUCUCGCAAGCGUGCUGCCGAUUUCAUGAAUGAGGAGGAGGAAACAACCAAGACUGCCGCUCCCCUCUCUACUGGUGAAGUUGUCGAAGAGCCUACUUCCAAGAAGUCGAAGAAGUCGAAGAAGAACAAGAAGAGCAAACAGGACGAAUUGCUUACGGCUGAUGGUGUCAAUGGCGUCGUGGAGCACCCUGGUGAUGAAGACCUUGAAACUGCAACCGCACAGAAACCCGUCACUACAUCGAUGCAAGCCGAGGCCGAGCGUACCGUUGAUCAGGAGCUUGAAGAAGACUUCCGUGCAGUUGCGAGCGAAGACGAGGCUGGCUACGUUGAUGAGGUCCCCGCGGAUGACAACGCUGCCGCCCUUCUGGCCGGUUUCGACAGUGACUCGGAAGACGAGCAACAAGAUGCAGGCCUCGACCUCACCACCACGCCUGCCCUGCCCCAAUCCAAGAAGGUUCGCAAGAAGUUGGACAAGCUCAAGGCAGAAGGCAAGGAUGAUGGUCCUGGCGCAGUCUAUGUUGGUCGCGUGCCUCAUGGAUUCUACGAAAAGCAGAUGAGGGAGUACUUUUCCCAAUUCGGCGACAUCACCAGAUUAAGACUCUCCCGCAACAAACGCACUGGAGCAUCCAAACACUAUGCUUUUAUCGAGUUCAGUUCAAACGAAGUUGCCAAGAUCGUUGCCGAGACCAUGGACAACUACCUCCUCUUCGGUCAUAUCCUCAAAUGCAAGUAUGCUCCACCUGAAUCGCUGCACCCGGAUGUCUGGGUCGGCGCGAACAAGAAGUACCGAAAGAUUCCUCACGAGAAGCUUGAAGGAGAGCGACUUGCCGCACCUAAGCCCGCCGACAAAUGGCAGAAGAAGGUGGACAAGGAGCAGCGAAGACGUGAGGAGAAGGCGAAGAAGUUGAAGGCCAUUGGACUGGAUAUGCCAGAGUCAACUCUCACCAGACCUGAAGAUGUAGUGCAGGAGAAACUCAUAACCGCCGAAGAACCCAAACUUGUUGAGGAUCAGGAGCCGGCUCCAGCAGCUUUGACAGAAGCCACCACCGAAGGAACAGAGAAGGAGUCAAAGAAAGACAAGAAGGCAAAGAAGGAUAAGAAGGAUAAGAAAAAGAAAAUUGAUGGUGAUGAAGACAAGGAGAUGCAAGAUCAGUCUGCUGAGAACGUCGCCGCCUCCGAACCCGCAACUGCAGAUUCCAUCGAGGCAGCCGGAGCUGAGGCGUCAAAAGGAGCUAAGGCUGCCAAAUCCGCAAAAGAACCUCAACUAUCAAAGAAGGAGAGGAAGGCGCUGAAGAAGGCUGAAACCAUGCCUGAUUCAGAUCUAGCCAAGGACGAAAGAAAGGCUCUUAAGAACGCCCAGAAGAAGCUUGCCAGAUUCGAUCCCAAGGAGUCCAAUGAAUUGACCACGGCGGCAGAACAGCCCGUCGAGGUAGAGGCAGUAGUCGCCGAGGUGAAGGCGCCAGUAGUCAAUGGAGUUGACACUGCAGAGGAGGCCAAAUCACCCAAGACGGACAGCAAAGCCGCCAAGAAGCUGGCGAAGAAGGCUGCAAAAGCAAAGAAGGAUGUCACAGAGACCGUGAAAGUUGCGGAGACAGAAGAGAAACCUGUCCAGGCUGCCGCAUCUGCCGAAAGCCCAGAACCUGCUCAGACUGCAGAGCCAGCAGCUCUUGGAACCGAUGCCGACUUUGUAUCUUUCGGGGAAUACAACGACGAGCAGGAAGCUGGAGCCUCAGAGUCCGACUCGGGCGACGCCACACGUGCCACUCUAUCCAACGCCAGCCGCGGGCCUAAAGGCAAGAAAUACAAGGAGAAGAAAGAGAAGAAAGAACGCAAGAACCUCGUCAAAGCCCGUGGACCGAAAUCGAAGCUUGUCCCAAUUCAGCCGAAGCCCGAUACGACAGUACCUGGAAAGCUUCCCGGUGUUCCUCUUCUGGGAAAGGGCAAAUACGACAAAGCUACUCGUCAGGCUCACAAGGAGUUGAAAAACAAAGUGUUGAAAAACAAGAAGGGCCCGCGUGGUAGUGCGGCUGGUGGUCCCGGCGCUUAG